AUGUCCAUAAUCUCCAUCCAGGCCAAGAGGUUCCGGUUAGAUCAAGGGGGUCGAGAAGAACAGCAACCUGAAGUGUUACCUGCUGACAUCCAACAUCCCUUGGAUGACAGACCAAUCUUAUGUCCAACGAUAGCGACGACCAACCCUACCCCUGCCUGUUGUGAGGAGCAGCAGCCUGCCUCCGGAUCUAAAUCUGUAGUCCUGGAAGAAGAGAUUCCGGAAGAAAUCAGUGGAUCCAAGGAGGAUUCCCUGUGUGAUAGUGGGAGUGGAAGUGGAAGUGUGGGUGCAGGUGGGGGUGGGGGUGGAGAAGCCAUCGGUGACCUCGGGUGCACCUCUACUAGUUUCUCCCUUGCAAACCAUUGGUCUCAAAUGACCACUGCCGUACCUUCCGUCGCUGUCCCGACCGUGAAGUUUGCAGGAAAGUCGUCUCCGGUGGAGCAAGAAACGCCGCAGUCAGACUCCCCAUUCUCCACGUCGGAUUCCCUCAGCCCGUACUACCCUAGCAUGCAAGCAUAUAAUGGCCAGAGUCCUAACAAUCCGUACAUGCAAGCAUCAACGCUUUACAAUGGUCAAGCCGCCCAAACCUAUGGAGUUCUUCCACAACAUUAUGGUCUCGCUAGUGAGUACAUUCUUGGUGCUCGGGGGAGUGGGAAGGGCUUCUCAAGUGGUUCCGCCGCUGCCGCUUCCUACCUGAGUGCCUACGGGGGCAGCUUGAGUAGCCAGACAACUCAGGCCCACUACCCAGCCUACCCUGGCACUUACGCCCAUCCACCCUCACAGUCCUACUCAUCCGGGCAACAGGGGGUGGACUACUCUGGGACGUACGCGGGAACUUAUCCAACUCAGACGACAGGCUAUCCAUAUGGUUAUGGAAGUGGACAUUCCACGGCAGGGAACUCCUCUUACAUGGUAGCUUCAUCUGCACCUCCAACGACCAGUGGGAAUGCCUCAAUUCCCACCGUGAACUCCUCGUCACCCCUGAAUCCCCUCGCCUCCUCUUAUCCCCUCGCCAAUUUAGCUGAGCAUCCCUUGGCCUACCAGGUUCUCGAGAGCGAUCCAUCGUCUCCCCUCAAGACAGAGCCCACUAAUGGCGUCCGGAGAUCCUCUACGACGAGCUCAUCGAGCAGAAAGCGAGGACGACGGAAUACGAACCCUUCUCCAGAUCCAGAGAGCAACUUGGAAAGGGUGUUCAUUUGGGACCUGGACGAAACUAUUAUAAUUUUCCAUACCCUUCUCACCGGAUCCUACGCUGCUACCUAUGGCAAGGAGCCGAAUGGGUCCGUGAAUCUCGGGUGUCGUAUGGAGAACCUGAUCUGGAAAUUGGCAGACACUCAUCUAUUCUUCAAUGAUUUGGAGGACUGUGAUCAAGUACACAUUGACGAUCUAGCCACGGACGACAACAACCACCAAGAUCUGAGUGCAUACGACUUUUCUAGGGACGGUUUCCAAGCGUUGAGUGCCACCGGGUCCCUCCCGCCCCUUCCAACUGGGCCAGUCCGGGGAGACAUGAACUGGCAGCGAAAGCUAGCUUUCAGGUAUCGCCGAAUCAAAGAGAUCUACAACAGCUACCGUAACAAUGUUGGAGGUCUCUUGGGCCCGACCAAGCGAGAGGAAUGGCUUCAACUCAGAGCCGAAAUCGAACAGCAUACGGACAAUUGGCUCACCCGAGCCCUCAAAUGUCUCGCCAUAAUCCAUUCCAGAUCGAAUUGUGUAAAUGUAUUGGUGACGUCAGCGCAACUAGUCCCCUCCCUGGCCAAAGUCCUUCUCUAUGGUUUGGGAGGAUUCUUCCACAUCGAGAACAUCUAUAGCUCUGCCAAAGUCGGAAAGGAAACUUGCUUCGAGCGGUUGGUGAACCGAUUCGGACGGAAAUGCACGUAUGUCGUCCUGGGCGACGGGAGCGACGAGGAGACAGCUGCCCAGCACAUGAAUUUCCCGUUCUGGCGGAUCGAUAGUCCUAGAGACCUGGAGGCCCUGUACAACGUCCUUCAAAUGGGCUACUUAUGAUCGGGGAGAAUGGAUGGAAGAGAAGAAUGAAUGAAUGAAUCCAUCGAUCCAUCAUUCUCUAAUGGGGUGGGCAGCAGAAGAUUUUUCCCUCCAAGGCUGAAGGUGUCCAAGAGUGAAUUCGCUGCCGCCUGUCGCCCGUCGCCGUGUGAUACUUACCAAUAUACCAUUUUGGAUGGCUGAAGACGCUUGAGAAUUCUAUGGUUUUUUUUAUUAUUCCUUUAUGACUUGUUUCUUCAGAUGGGCUAGGAAGGAAUUCAGAGAAGGUUUUUUAUUAUUAUUUACCGAGAUGACUUGUGAUUCCAGUUCCUUGUUGCCAAAUGUCUGUCUCUCAAUCUCUUUUUCCUUCAAGGUCUCCAUCUGGAAAUGAUCUCUCAUGUGUACUCCACGGGAAGAAGAGUACGGUUAUAAAUGCGUCCUCCAUUUCCCAGGCCUUCUUGGACGUCUAUUGAGGGCAUCGAGGCAUUGAGAAUGUAUAGUAUAAAGCAGUGGAAUAUUCUGCCUAAUACAUGUCACCGCGGGAAAGAAAAGUGGCCUCUAAGUAAAAAAAAAAAAAAACCGAGUCGACCCGGUUAAGCGAAAAGCGAAAGGGUCGGUCUGCUGUCAAAUUGCUAUUUGUUUUGAUUUGAAUGGGAAAAGGCCUGGAAAAUGAAGGAUUAAGACUUGGUUACGUUGCAUGCAUGCAUACACCUGUAGCUGCAGCUGAGUCGAUAGACCAUUGUAGGCCUAUCCAAAAAUCCUCCAUCCCCCUCCCCCCGUGAGAUACCAAUUAGUAAUUGUAAUCGAGAUGUUAUUUCCGUUAUUUAGAAGGGACCAACCGCCUUUCAUCCACUAAUCUUUCCUUCUUUCUCUCUUCGUUAGCUUUCAAACUUCCUUCUUUCUUCCCUGAAACUUCUCUGUGUCUAUAUUGUAUUACUGUAUCUACAACUAUCCACAGUUCUGUCACUUUUUCCAGUGCACAACUCGAAU
This is a messenger RNA of Darwinula stevensoni, 2970 nucleotides long. Lineage: Eukaryota; Metazoa; Arthropoda; Ostracoda; Podocopida; Darwinulidae. The record is from the annotation of a GenBank genome assembly.